Molecule: messenger RNA, 2636 nt
Organism: Lingula anatina
Lineage: Eukaryota; Metazoa; Brachiopoda; Lingulata; Lingulida; Lingulidae
Product: E3 ubiquitin-protein ligase RNF8-like
Biological process (GO): double-strand break repair; protein K48-linked ubiquitination; ubiquitin-dependent protein catabolic process
Cellular component (GO): cytosol; ubiquitin ligase complex; nucleus
Molecular function (GO): ubiquitin protein ligase activity; histone binding; zinc ion binding
Source: RefSeq, a predicted model, not a curated record
UUCACAAGCGCGGGGUCCGAAAUGGCUACUUUCAUUUGUUGUCUUCGCAGAGUUGGAGAGAUAUCAAACAAACGAAGGAUAGAGCCACUAGAAAACAAAAAUGAGGUCAUCAUUGGAAGACAUAAAGAAAAUGCCAUAUGCAUCACUGACAGUGUCAUGAUAUCAAGAAAACAUGCGGUAUUGAAGAAACUACAGGAUGGUUCUUGGACUAUUACAGAUAACAAGAGCCUUAAUGGAGUUAAAGUCAAUGAUAAGCAGUUAAUUCCUUCACAGCCCUAUUUGCUCAAAGACGGAGACAGGAUUCAGCUGGGAAUUCCUCCAAAUAAUGCCAGUAGUGAGCCAGUAGUUGUAUUUCAAUUUCACACUUGCCUUAGAGUCAAGUCAAAAAUGAUUGAUAAAAUUUCAUCCAAAAGGAAACAUUCCGAGGACAGUGUAAGUUCAAAAAGUAAAUGUGUAAAAUAUGAUCAUGUUUUCAAACAUCCGCACUCAGAACAGAUUAGAAAUCCGGGCGCAGUUUGGUCGCCAUCUUUGCAAAUGAAGAAACAGCUAGAGGAACAAGAGCGCCUGCAUCAGGAGAAGUUGAAAGCUGCAGAAAAGGAAAUGGAAGAGAUGAGAAAACGGCUAGAGGAAAAGGAAGCAGCACAAAAAGAGAUGUUAAAACAGCUCCAAGAAAAUGAAGAGAGAAUCAAUCUCGAGAAACAGGACCAAAAGCAGAAACUCCAAGAAGCAGAGAAUAUGAUAUCAGAAAUGGUGCAGGCACUUAAAGAAAGAGAACAGACUGAAGCACAAAUGAUAGAAGAUAUUAGACAGAAAGAAGAAGAAGCAAGACUAAAACUGGAGCAACAAAGGGCAAACAUGGAAGAAGAAAGAAAGAAAUUUGAAGAAGAAAUGAAAAGCGAAGUACAGAAACAAUUACAGGAAAAAGAGGAACUUUUGAGACAACAACUAACUGUCCAGCGAAAUGCUCUUCUGGAAGAGAAAGAAAGGAUUGAGAAAGACUUACAGCAGGAGAUGGAAAGAAAAUUGGAAGAAAAAGACAAAGACCUGGAAAACAGACUGCUGAAGGAAAAAGAGAACCUCGAAAAAAUAAUAUCAAACAAAGAACUGGAACAGAAAAUGUUAGAAAGUCAGUUGAAUGAAACUAAGAUUGAAAAUGAAAAAACUAAAGAGCAAAUGUUGAAAGCUAGGGAAGAUGUGUUGACCAAUUUUGCUGAUGUCAUGGAAACUGAAUUGCAGUGCAGUAUAUGUAAUGAACUUUUCAUCCAGGCCACAUCUCUGAACUGCUCACACUCUUUCUGUGCAUACUGUAUUGGGCAGUGGAUAGAAAAGAAAAAAGAAUGCCCCAUAUGCAGAUCAGCAAUUACAUUUAAAAAUAGGUCCAUAGUUCUGGAUAGUUAUAUUGACAGGAUGGUGGAACACUUGAGUGAAGAGAUGAAAGAGAAUAGGAAAAUACUAAUAGAGAGUAGGAAAGAGGAGCAGGCAGUAAUAGAUGAGAAACAGAAAUCUCUUCAAACGCACAGAGUUCCUCCUAGAGCUCAUGAUGUCAUUGAUCUGAGUAGUUCAGAGGAUGAGGAUGAAGAUGAGGAUGAGGAGGAUAGUGAAGUGAGCGUAGAAGGAGAAGACGGGGUUUACUAUGGAGGAUAUGGACAGUGCUACAACUGUGGGCACAGAGGUCAUUGGGCCAAUGGUUGCCCAUUCAGGUGAACCUGGACUUAAGGCCAUGAUUUUCGCUCGUUUUUACAGUUUUUUAAUAAGUAUCUAAUGUCUCAUGAGUAGUACAACUCUUGAAAUAUUUUGUAAACCCAAAUAUUAUGUAGCUUGUAGUAAGCAUGUUUACGUGUUAUUGCUUAGUUAACAUCUAAUAAUUUACAGAAACAUUUAAUCUUUUAAUCAUCUCUACAUUUAUUUUACAUGACUGUACUAUUAUAAGAGAUAAAUGUGUCAGGAAGUGUUAUUUUAGUACAUUUCGGUGCUCAGUUGCAAAUUGACAUUGGUAUGACUUUGAAAAUAUGUAUAAGUUGAUGUUUUCCAUCAAAUAUCCAGUGUAUGUGCUACAUGAGAUUAGCAUGUAAUUGAAAAGGACUGUCCUCAGAAUCUGUUCCAACGUGCCUGCAGCAAUAACCUUGAUGCAUAUAUUUAGAACAUACACUGUGUAAUUUUAAUCUUUAAGGAGAGUUUCUGGAAAUUUGAUUCUACACUUCGGGCAACAAUGCAUACAAACCACUUAAUAGUGUAUAAUUGAAGCAGUGCAUGGGAACCGAUUUUAAGUGCCUGGGAUGAUAUUGUUAUCUGCCUUAGGAAUAGUUAUUUUCAUGUAACUUUAUUGUGUGCCAUUUUGAGAUUAUGAAUAAUUGAGAUAUUGAGUUCGAAAUUUGAUCCGAAGCCCCUGGGACAACACUGUACUUGCCUCGGGACAAAGGUAUUAAAUCUUACAGCAUGCGCCCCCUUUUCAAUGUAAUGGGCAAUUGAAUUGAAAGCUUGUAACGCGAUCUAGUUGCAGUAUGAAUGGUGGCCUGCGUAAUGAAGCGAAUGCUCUAGGUGAGAUUGCAGUGCAGAUCUCUGAACAUUGUGUUGUACCUCGCAAUCUCGUUGCAACGAAGGCGCAUCAUUAAUUAAUAGAAAUGAAAUAAAGUGUA